ACACAUGUUAGUGAAAUGGAAAAAAAGAUUGAAACUUUGGCCAGAAUCACCACUAUAUUGAAAGAUGUUAUUCAGAACAAGGACCGCAUUAUUGCUCGGCUUCAACAACCAUAUUCAUUAGAUUGCAUUCCAGUGGAAGCAGAAUAUCAGAAACAAUUUUCUGAGUUACUGAUGAGGGCUGCUAGCGACUAUAGUGCAUUAACAGCAUCUGCGGCCGACUUUCAUUGGAGCCAAAAUUUUAGAGACCCACCAACAAUAUGGGCAGAAAUGCUUCGCCCUAUCCCCGUCGCCCUGGCUUCAUGCACCAGGUUCUUUGAAGCCAUGUCUGCAAUGAGGGAGUCAUUUGCCACACUUCAAGCGUUAAGGGUUGGUCCUUCAUCGUCCCUUGCCACACCUAGCAAGGAUCUUUCCCAGAGAGGAGGAUCAAGGAAGAAUUCUGAUUGUGUGACUCCUCC
Molecule: messenger RNA, 455 nt
Organism: Cuscuta epithymum
Lineage: Eukaryota; Viridiplantae; Streptophyta; Magnoliopsida; Solanales; Convolvulaceae
Source: the annotation of a GenBank genome assembly